AUGUAAUUCUAGUUCAGUUAGUGGUUAAUAAACUCUUACAAAAGAAGUCAUGAUGAAGACUUUAAAAUCUUUAAAGAAGGAGUUAUUUGCUUCAGCUCUUUAAAUUUCAAUGAUGGUCUAAUAAAUAAAAUAAUAAGCUGGAGGAAAAUUAAAUUUUGACAUGAAAGAAUUUAUUUACUCAUACCCUGCAAUUACUUAAGAAAUAGCCAAUAGUGAAAAUAAAGCCUAUUAAAAAAAUGGAAUUACAUAAGAAAUCUUUUAAUGGAAUUGCGAAAAUACAUAUAAAAAUGAUAAAUAAAUAUAAGAAAUAUAAGAAGAACUAAAAAAGAUGUUCGAUUAAGCAGUUUUAGGAUAUCCACCUGAUGCUAAAACCGAAAUUCCCGAAUUUUUGACUUCAUAGAAACUUCUCGAAAUUAUAGAAAAAAUUAUGAGAUAAACUACAAAAUCUAUGUAAUAGAAAUUUCUAGAAAUGAAAUAAUAACAUGGUUAAUUAAAUUUAAAUGAUCCUCGUAUUAUUUAGUAAAUGUCAUCAUUAAAAUUAGAAGAUAUUAAAAAUGAAAUUCUUUAAUAAUAUGGUUUAGAUGAUUUUGAUGAUCCGUCAACUAAAAUAUUGCAAUAUGCUACUUAAAAAUAUAAUAUGUAAGAUUAAUAAUUCAGUAUGAAAAUGGCUACUUUAGAACUCAAGCAUAGAAAGUCUAUGGAAACUAUUAUGGCUAAUCCUGAAUUCGAAAGUGCUGUUGAUAAAAUUUUCGAUGAAAAUAUCCCAGAAAGUUCUUUCGGUUAAAUGGGUGAAAUGUUUGCUGGUAUGAUGAAAAACAAUUAAAAAAAUGUUAAUUAAUAAUAAUAAGCUUCUGAAAUAAAAGCAGCUGAAUAAUAAAAAUAAGAAAGUGUUUAAAUAGUUAUAGAUGAAAAAACUGAAGUUGUUUAAGAAUAAGUGGAAAAUGUUUAAGAAAAAGUAGAAAAUAUUAAAGAAUAAAUAAAUAUUAAUAAAUAAGAAAAAGAAGAAAAUAUUGAAGUUUAAAAAGAUGAAAAUAAUAAAGUAGAAAGUAUUGAAAAAUAAAGUAAAAAUAAUGUAAAUCAAAAUAAUAAAGAUUAAGAGGAUAUUCCUUAAUAACUUAAUGAAAAUUAAUCAUAAAAGUAAGAAUAAUAAUAAAAUAUUGAUAAAGUAUUAUAAAAUGAAGAUAUUAUAGCUUGA
Molecule: messenger RNA, 1195 nt
Organism: Ichthyophthirius multifiliis
Lineage: Eukaryota; Ciliophora; Oligohymenophorea; Hymenostomatida
Exons: 5
Source: RefSeq, a predicted model, not a curated record